Trypanosoma conorhini is the source of this 762-nucleotide messenger RNA. RefSeq lists its product as uncharacterized. The record is from RefSeq and is a predicted model, not a curated record. The coding region runs from base 1 to 762 and encodes 253 amino acids. The transcript has a single exon. NCBI's taxonomy places the organism in Eukaryota, Euglenozoa, Kinetoplastea, Trypanosomatida, Trypanosomatidae.
AUGCCACAAGGCACGGGCAGUGCAGUGAGGGAGGGGGAGGCAUUUCAGGGCCGUAUUUAUUUGCCCCACGGAGGAGGAAGGUGUCGUGGUCGCCACAGGCCCAUAGCUCUCUCUCUCGCUCUCUCCCACUCUCCCAUCGCGGAAACACACGCACACGCAAGUCCCGGGCGGGAGCGCCACUGGGACGGACGAAGGCUCCACGCCAAAUGGCACCCGCGUCCAGGCACGGACUGCGGCGAGACACCGAGAGACGUCCCCCAGGGGCAGGCACGGCCCCAGGCGUCCCCCGCCUGCCCAUUCCUGUCGCUUCAGCCCCCACAAGGUGAAAAGCGGGGCGCCAUUCGUGCCGCGGCAAGUGCACUUACCCCACACGCCCCACUGCAAGCCACGCCAAAGAGCGCCGCAGAGAGGAAGACCGGGAAAGCGACAACCGUUGCAACGUGUGUUCCCCAGCUCCCACUCCGGCGUUGUUCCUGUGCGGGGCAGAAGCCGCAGAAAAGCGCCGCUGCCUUUCACGCGGCGCACGGGGGCCCUGCGGCAGAGGCGCCGUUCGGCCUCCGACAGCGCGGGCCUCGGGCCGCACGCAACACGCACUGCGUGCGUCAAGCUUGGCUUCUUUUUCUUCCCCCACCCCCACCCCCUAGAAACUCCGCGCGAUUGCUGCAGAGCGAGGCAGAAAAGCAGACGGUCAUGAAGGACAACGUACGCAAGCAAAACGGUGUCCUGCAGCUCUCCUCGCAGGGGCUCAAUAAAAAAAAGUAA